Messenger RNA from Angiostrongylus costaricensis, 1116 nucleotides. The record is from the annotation of a GenBank genome assembly. Lineage: Eukaryota; Metazoa; Nematoda; Chromadorea; Rhabditida; Metastrongylidae.
AUGCCUAGCUGUUCGUUGAUGUGUCUUUUGGCAAUCCUACAUUUGGUGGCCUCAAUUAAUGAGCAUCCAAAACUCCUGCUAAUCUCAUUUGACGGUUUUCGAUACGAUGCGCUCAACAAGACAUUGGUCCCCAACAUUUAUGCGUUUGCUCGUGAAGGGGCGUGGUAUGUCAAUGGCGUAAAACCACAGUUUGUCACUUUUACUUCCACUAAUCACAUGGCUAUGGCGACAGCAAUAAGUGAAACUUUUGUAAUUUCCGGUCUUCAUGCUGAGAGUCAUGGUAUUGUCUCUAAUGUAUUCUAUAACACUACGUCUCAUCUCCUAGCCGAUGGAUCGAGACGUUCAGCUUGCCUCUACUGGCCACUUGGGGACGCGUCUUAUCCAAAUACUAAAAAGCCAACAUUCUUCAAGUAUCGCACUACGGAUGAAUGGAAUCGAGACGUCGACACAAUAGUGGAGUGGUUUACCACGAAAGAAUAUCCAAUGAACUUCGUUGCUUGGUAUAUUGGUGAACCAGACCACACUCUUCAUGAAAGUGGUCUCUAUAAUGGUUCAUUUGUGGCAGUGUUGAAGAAACUGGACGAUUUGUUCGGAUAUUUUGUGCGACAGUUCCGUCUACACAAUCUAUAUUCAGAAGUCAACGUAAUCUUAACGGCCGACCAUGGUCACGCCCAGAUAGAUGGUGUGAAUAACAUAAUGUGCGUGGGAGAUUACAUCGAUUUGAGCAAGGUAGUCUACGGAGAGCAAAUGAUCUACCUUCGGGAUAAAUCCAUUUUUCACGAGGUUUAUCAAAACCUGACGAAUGCCAUAGAGCGAAAUUCUUUCAAAGUGAAAAUUUACUCAAAAGAAACUCUUCCGUCACGCUUCCACUACAUGGGCAUGCCUUCGCUAAUCGGUGACAUUAUUCUAUCGCCAGAUGUCGGAGCCGAAGUGCGAUUCGAUUGCAAAAGAGACAUAUAUAAUCGGCAAAAACUGAACGCCAAGUGGGUCAAAGUGGCAAGCGCAGUACGUAAAUCGUUCAAUCAUCAGAUGGCUCGCGAAACAUUACGUAUGAGAGGGUUGGCAAUGGGACAGCGAUUGGUACCAAACCUUGCUGUUGCCUUAUGUCUAAGGUAG